CAAAAUUCGAACGCCAACUUGGGAAGAGAGAUGUGGAAGCUGCGAUAAAAUUGAUUAUUUUGAUGCCUAACUUAAGUCACUUACGUAAUUUGUUGAAGCGAUAAUUCACAUUCUGAAUAGCUUGGCGAUAUACACAUGCUGUAAUCAAAGAUCCUGAGCCAUGGGGAAAGAACGGGUCCAGAAGAAGUCCUUUCAGCAGAGUCUGGAGGACAUCAAGGAGAAAAUGAAGGAGAAGAGGAACAAACGGCUGGCCAGUGCCUCAGCUCCCAGCAGAGGACGGUCCAGGAUGAUAAACAAAAGCAACGCUGCUAACUCCACCCACACCAUCCUGAAGGGUGUGCAGCUGAACAACAAGACGCUGGCUGUAGCCUUGCAAGCCGAAAAGGAAAAAGUAAGGCAAGCCAAUGCAGUGAUCCUGCAGCUGAAGAGGGAGCAACAGGCCCUGUUCCUUCACCUGCUCCUGCUCAAGAAGAAGCUCAAAGAGCAGGAAGCCCUGGCAACUAAACUUCCAAACAUCCUUGUUGAACCCCAUCAUCGCGUGGAUCCAGCAAGGAGGAAGCGGACCAGCCAGAACCUCGAUGAGCCUAGGGUGUGCACAUCCUCACCAAUUUGUGCAGAUCCUCAGCCCUCUGAAAAGAAUGCACCAUCUGAAUGUAACAAGCAGGUUGCUUUGCCUUCUACAGUGGGUGUGAGGCGUCGCCAUGCAGACAGAAAAAGCAGAAGGGUGUCUGAGCGAGUGCAAGAAAAGAGGUUGUUGAGCGAGGGGGACCCCAGCGCAGGCUUGGGUGCUUUGAUAGCAAGUCCUAUUAGCAGUGGCGAUAGAAAUCCGAAUCAGCCGCAGCAAGGGAUAGAACCAGAUUUUGCAGGUCCUGGUGACACUGAGGAGUUUCAGCAUUCUACACCUGAACCCGUCCCACCCAAAAAAACCAACCAGCAGCGACCCAGCAGGAAACAAGCCCAGCAGCAGCCCCACACCAAACCAGAACCGGCUGCACGGAAACCAGAGAGAGGCCGCAAGCCAGAGCGUGCCCCAUUAAAGAAACCUUGGGAGAAUCCCAAACCCAGAGCCCGCUCCAAAAGUCGGGACCGCUCAGUCACACGGGCCAAAACAGCACCUAACUCACAGGUGAAUAAGCUCAACACAUCACUGGGAUUUAAUGACACGUUUGACUUUGACUGUGAGGGGACGGUUCACGUCACACCGUUCAAGGCCAAGGCAGAGGACAAUCAGCCGGCUACGCCCAUCAGCGAAGAGACUCCACAAGGAGGACAGGCCCAAACUGAAGCCACACCCCCGUUUUCCAAACAGAAUGAAUCCAGCUCGUCAUCGCCAUCUUCUGAAUCAGAGGACAGCCUUUAUGUCCCUCAGAAGACCAGGUGGAGACAGGCUUCCCCUGAUAAAACCAAAGUGAUCAACACACGCAGAGGCCGGCCCUCUAAAGUCGUCAGACGGAAAGAAAACGUCCCUCCAAAGCCGGAGAUCUCUGUCUUUAGAGAGGAGUCAAGUCCUAAGGGUGUAGAGCGUGAAAAGGAAGAAGCUGGUCUUGAUCACUCCCCUGAUCCUAGCUUCUCAAAUAGCCCUGACCCAGCCCGGUUGGGACAGGUAAAUCACCAAGAGCCUCACGGAGAGGUUAUUGAGAAGGAUUGUUUGCCCCCUGUCAGCCCUCUGGUUGAAGCUGAGAUGAUGAGAAUAGACAACGUCUUGUCUAAUGUCCAGAGGGUCAGGACGUGCAAGAAACGUGGGCUUGGUGUAAGGACAACAGGGCGGGGCUUGAGUCUGUGUGAUGUGACCAAUCUGUCCCCUGCAGCCUGUCGCAAGUUCUCCUGUGGUGGCUCACGCCCCUCUGAUGCACGAUGCUCUACCCCCGUUCCUGCUCGCAAGCGGCGCUGCACCAUGGCGGUGGACUACAAGGAACCCACGCUGAAUGCGAAACUUCGGCGUGGAGACAAGUUCACAGACUUGCAGUUCCUCCGCUCUCCUAUUUUCAAGCAGAAGUCUGGCAGGAAGUCUUUGAAGAAAUCAAGGAAUUCCAUGAGCAGCCAGCAACCGUUUGUAAAAUACAAUGAGUCAUUUGUUGGAUGUCGCUGAAAACAGCUACCUUGUUUGUCUCUCUGAACCCUGACUGCUGACAUUGUCAGUUGUAAUGUGAUUUCUUAGAGAUCUGACAAGUUAUCAUUUUGUUUUUCACUCAGUAUUGUUUUCUUUGUGUGAUAAACUGUGAUCAGUUUUGAAAUCUUUUUUGUGACUUUGCUGCUUAUUUUGCAGAGGUCUAGUCUUUCUCCUCCAUUUGUCCUGCUUAUCUCUCGGUAAAAGUAGUUAUGUCAUUAUUUCUCUUAAAUUCUGUGUGUUUUUAUUAUGAGAUAGUGAAUAUGAGUGCAUAUUAUUGUCAUCUAAUAAACUCAAGUUGUAUCUUUUA
Messenger RNA from Chelmon rostratus (copperband butterflyfish), 2417 nucleotides. RefSeq names its product shugoshin 1 (gene sgo1). The transcript is spliced from 10 exons. Gene Ontology annotation, cellular component: nucleus; chromosome, centromeric region. Lineage: Eukaryota; Metazoa; Chordata; Actinopteri; Chaetodontiformes; Chaetodontidae. Gene Ontology annotation, biological process: meiotic chromosome segregation. The coding region runs from base 161 to 2089 and encodes 642 amino acids. The record is from RefSeq and is a predicted model, not a curated record.